Molecule: messenger RNA, 1629 nt
Organism: Botrytis byssoidea
Lineage: Eukaryota; Fungi; Ascomycota; Leotiomycetes; Helotiales; Sclerotiniaceae
Exons: 1
Coding region: 1-1629 (542 amino acids)
Biological process (GO): threonyl-tRNA aminoacylation
Cellular component (GO): cytoplasm
Molecular function (GO): ATP binding; threonine-tRNA ligase activity
Source: RefSeq, a predicted model, not a curated record
AUGGUUUCCUCUAGAGCCUUGCGACUGUUCCAGAAUGGACUGAAUGUCAAAUCAUCUCCAGCAUGUCUUCGAUAUAUAUGCCCAAGGAAGUCGAACCAUGCGACGUUUAUUCUAACCCGUUCAUGUGCGUCGUGCGAGAGUCCAUCAAUAGUCUCAAAUGUCUCAACUGUCGCGAAAGCUACCACAGCAACCCUUUCAACUCCGGCAGCUGAUCAUCGUCAGCUUGGAAUCGAACAAGAACUAUUUACUACUUCCCCUUAUAGUCCCGGCUCACCUCUUUUUCUUCCCAAGGGCGCACGCAUGUUUAAAGCAUUGACCGAGUUUCUCAGUGCCCAAUACUCACAUUUUGGUUUCGAGGAAGUCAUAACACCUACAAUAUACAAGAAAUCCCUAUGGGAAAAGUCGGGACAUUGGGAGAAUUAUGCCGAAGACAUGUAUUCAGUGGUUGGUCGUGGUGCAUCUGGAGAAACAAUUGGGGGUCAAAAAGGGGAGAAUGAAGAAUAUGGUUUGAAGCCAAUGAAUUGCCCGGGUCAUUGUUUGAUAUUCGCAUCAAAGCAGCGAAGCUACCGUGAGAUGCCUAUAAGAUAUACUGAUUUCAGUCCAUUGCACAGGAACGAAAUAUCCGGCGCGCUGAGCGGUUUGACCAGGGUGCGAAGAUUCCACCAGGAUGAUGGGCACAUCUUUUGUCGACCGUCACAAAUUAGGAAAGAGAUCUCUGGUACAUUGGAGUUCGUUAAAAUGGUGUAUACGACGUUGGGGCUUGGCCCAUAUCGAUUAGCAUUGUCUACUCGACCGAGCGAUCAUUACAUUGGAACAAAGGAAGAAUGGGACAAUGCUGAGACAGCUUUGAAGCAAUCAUUGGAUGAAAGUGGACAACCAUGGACCAUGAAUGAAGGGGAUGGCGCUUUUUAUGGACCAAAAAUCGAUGUAAUUUUGAAAGAUUCGGAUGGAAAAGAACAUCAAACUGCAACAAUUCAACUCGACUUCCAGUUGCCAAAACGUUUUGAAUUAGAGUAUCAAGCUCCUGCGCCAGAAAUUGAGGCAAAGGGAGAAACGACAGAUGACCCUAUAUUGUUGGCUAAACAAGGACCGGUGGCGCCAGUUCUAAUUCACAGAGCUAUUCUCGGGUCUGUCGAAAGAAUGAUGGCUCUCUUGAUAGAACAUUAUAAUGGUCACUGGCCAUUUUGGUUAAACCCCUCCAAAGUCAUCAUCCUCACGGUGAAUGAUUCGGAAGAAGUAGUGAGUUACGCGAAUAGAGUCAAAAUGCAACUGGGACAGGGAGCGUAUCAUGAUUCAUGGCCAAAAUCACAGCAUUCUAUCGAGGUUCCUAUCGAGCUAGAUGAUAGUCCCCGAUCAGUCAAGAAGAAGAUUUCUGAAGCAAAGCGAAAACGUUACGGUGCGAUAAUUGUUAUAGGCAACAAGAAUAUCGAGAACAAUACUGUCACAGUCGACCUAUCAGGUAUUCCAAGAGGUGAGUACCUUGGUCCAUCUAGGGAUAUUCGAAAGAUCUUAAGUGAAGAUAUUAUAUCGGAUGAUGGCAAAUCAUGGGAAGAGAAGUUGAAGACAUUGAAUAUGGCUCCUACAAGAUUAAGGAGCGUGUUUUCAUCGCUCCUUCAUCGCUAUAUAUAG